GGAUCAGAGCUCCACACACACCGGCAACAAACACACACACACACUCCCUCUCCGAGCAGGACAGCACAGCCCCUGGCUCGGCAGCCCGCGGCAGCGGAGGGUACAUCCAGGCUUCCAGGCGCCGCAGCCCGCCGUGACAGUGGACCUAACGUCGCCUUAUUUUGUGGACAUGGGAGACAUGGGGGAUCCGCCGAAAAAGAAGCGGCUGGUGUCUCUGUGCGUGGGCUGCGGGAACCAGAUCCACGACCAGUACAUCCUGCGGGUCUCCCCGGACCUGGAGUGGCACGCCGCCUGUCUCAAAUGUGCCGAGUGCAGCCAGUACCUGGACGAGUCCUGCACGUGCUUCGUCAGGGACGGAAAGACUUACUGUAAACGGGACUACAUCAGGUUAUACGGGAUUAAAUGCGCUAAAUGCAACAUCGGCUUCAGCAAGAACGACUUCGUGAUGAGGGCCCGCUCCAAGGUCUACCACAUCGAGUGUUUCCGCUGCGUGGCCUGCAGCCGGCAGCUCAUCCCUGGGGACGAGUUCGCUCUGCGGGAGGACGGGCUCUUCUGCCGGGCCGACCACGACGUGGUGGAACGGGCCAGCCUGGGCCCCGGAGACCCGCUCAGCCCGCUGCACCCCGCCAGACCGCUGCAGAUGGCAGCAGAACCAAUCUCGGCCCGGCAGCCCGCGCUGCGGCCUCACGUCCACAAACAGCCGGAGAAGACCACCCGGGUCCGGACGGUGCUAAACGAGAAGCAGCUGCACACGCUGCGGACUUGCUACAACGCCAACCCGAGGCCCGACGCCCUAAUGAAGGAGCAGCUGGUGGAGAUGACCGGCCUCAGCCCGCGGGUGAUCCGCGUCUGGUUCCAGAACAAGCGGUGCAAGGACAAGAAGAGGAGCCUGCUGAUGAAGCAGCUGCAGCAGCAGCAGCCCAACGACAAGACGAACAUCCAGGGAAUGACGGGAACCCCGAUGGUGGCCGCCAGUCCGGAGCGGCACGACGGCGGCAUCCAGGCCAACCCGGUGGAGGUGCAGAGCUACCAGCCGCCCUGGAAGGUCCUCAGCGACUUCGCCCUGCAGAGCGACAUCGACCAGCCGGCCUUCCAACAACUGGUCACUUACUCAGAGGGAGGACCGGGCUCCAACUCAACGGGCAGCGAGGUAGCGUCCAUGUCGUCUCAGCUUCCAGACACGCCGAACAGCAUGGUGUCCAGCCCCAUCGAGGCCUGAGCAGGCGCCGCAUGGACGGACUGAACUGAACACACAGUCCCUGUUCAUCCCACCCCUCCCGACUGCACCAAACAACCCCCCUGGUUGUAGUUUGACACUGUGAAGACAAUCAUGGGAUUUUACCCCAGCACCCAUUCUAAUGUCCAUCCAGAAGAGACGGAAGGAUGCGUCGUCACGGCCGGUGCUGCACUUUCACACGCCUGGUUCCAGUUGCCAAAACGAGAAGACAUGACCCUGACUCCGCCGACGACCGGGACCUCCGAGCGGGGACACAUCCGAACCCUGUCCCUGCAAACGCUGUGCGCUACUCUGAAUAGAAAUCGACGACUGGUGAUUUUUUUGAAUUCGAUACAUGCACCUCAUUCUAUAAGAGAGCAUCUGGAGGGGAACGGCACUGCUUUUCUUCAUUUAAUUCCACGGUUUCCGUCAUGACCCAAGUACUAAAGCAUUUGCAACAAGGUAUACCUCUAUUUUGCCACAAGCUCCGUGGGACAUUUGUGUGAGUUAGUGUCCGUCCGAGAAUUUUUUUUCUUUCCCAAAGAUGUGUAUAAUUAAUAAUAAGUUAACAAUACCGUUAGCUCUGGAAGAAAAGGUUUCGUUUGUUCCCGUGCAACAAAAAUUAUUUAUUAUUUAUUGUCGACAAAUUUGCCACCUUUUGUGUAACUUUCUUAACUGAAGUAAAAAGAAACAAAAAAAGA
This is a messenger RNA of Siniperca chuatsi (mandarin fish), 1917 nucleotides long. RefSeq names its product ISL LIM homeobox 1a (gene isl1a). Lineage: Eukaryota; Metazoa; Chordata; Actinopteri; Centrarchiformes; Sinipercidae. Gene Ontology annotation, molecular function: DNA-binding transcription factor activity, RNA polymerase II-specific; cis-regulatory region sequence-specific DNA binding. Gene Ontology annotation, cellular component: nucleus. The record is from RefSeq and is a predicted model, not a curated record. The coding region runs from base 170 to 1219 and encodes 349 amino acids. Gene Ontology annotation, biological process: positive regulation of transcription by RNA polymerase II; neuron fate specification; axonogenesis. The transcript is spliced from 6 exons.